Trypanosoma grayi is the source of this 3018-nucleotide messenger RNA. RefSeq lists its product as hypothetical. The record is from RefSeq and is a predicted model, not a curated record. NCBI's taxonomy places the organism in Eukaryota, Euglenozoa, Kinetoplastea, Trypanosomatida, Trypanosomatidae. The transcript has a single exon. The coding region runs from base 1 to 3018 and encodes 1005 amino acids.
AUGGAGCUAGAUCUGGAAGCGGUGUCACGAGCAUUGGAGAGGCUUGUGGCGCCGUCUACUACCCACGAUGGUCCAUUCCUGACUGCGGGUCAACGCGCUGCGAGAACGGCUGCAACGAGAGGUAAGGAGCGGCAUGCUACAAGCACCAGCAUCAGGGGUGGUGUGAAGCAGGAGGAGUCCCAGGGAAUAGUUUCCCCUCCAAAGAGGGUUACGGAAAUGAGUGGAGGUACACGGGAAAUUCUGGUGGAUCCAAGUACAACAAAACGGCCUUUUCAGUCCAGGCCCCAACGGAAGUCUUCACCACUCCUUGUUCCAUCGCCCUUCCAACUGCCAUGCAGAGUAAUCGAGGCAAGCGGUCUCGGAGCUUCUGCGGUUAUGCUUGGUGGUUCUUUGGCGAACAAACACCAUGAGGAAAAGGUAUGGACAACUAACCUCUAUCAAACUCCAAAUCCGUACGUGGUACUGAAUUGCCAACCAAAGAAUUAUCUGAAAAAGGAAGUCGUCUCCCACGUUGCGCCGACUACGGAAUCUUUAGGUGUCCAUAUCGAGCGAAUAAGGGACAUCGUUAUUUCCAUUGCCUUUGACCGAAUUCUGGAAGAUUCAGAGGGACUGGAUGUACCAGUUGGACACCUUGUCAUAUCAUGCUCUAAUCACCCACGCACAGGGUAUGUCAGCGUUUUUCGUCUGAAGGAUCUAAAGGGACUAAUGAUACGUGCUGUUGUUCCUGGAACUUUAGUGGGCCCCUUUUUGAAGUUGACACUGUUCCCAAAGGACACUGUUCGUAUGAAAGUUGUAAGAGUGAGUGCAAUAGAGUUGGCUCAUGCAGACAGCUGGACAGAGCGUCGUAUCAUUGAAGAACCAUUGGCCCUGGCGCCUGAAGAAGAUGAGGCGGAUUUCUCUGAUCCUGUAAGGACAACACCUAAAAAAAGUAGAAAGAACGGCGAAGACCAGCAUUCCCUCAAGAAAGAUCAACCUGUACCGCCUCCAAAGAAGGAUAAUGAAAAGGAUAUAUACUCUUCGUGUAACACUUCUGUUCCUAUCUCCUCUGUGGGGAAAGUGCAAGAAGACACUGAGAGUGUUCUUGGUAUUCGUGAGCCACACAAUCCAUCUGAAGCUUCAGAGCAGGUGGCCGCUGCGGCUGUACAAACAGUUACUGAUGCUGGAGAUACAUUGAGUGGGAAUUUAAGGGCAAAACAAGCACACAGCUCAGGGAAAUUGACGGAGAAGAUUGAUACACAUACCAAGGAGCAAGAGGACAAAGGAAAACUGGACACUGCCAAAUAUGAAAGUGAGUAUUUGCCCAGGCCAUUAGAAUUAUCGAAGCUAAAUCCCGCUUCUCACAUUCCAAACUCUGUGCAUGGUUCGGCAAGAGGUCACCGUGACGAGGACGCUUCUAUUGCUGCAUCAAUCCACCCUCCUAACGGUAGUGCGCAAAAGACACCCUUUUUGGACGAUUCGGAUCAGAGGGGUGUGUCAAAGGCUCUGAUCGCAUGGGGAAUCAAGCGGCAGCUUCUUCAAGAUGAAAGUGUGAUGCGCUCCCUGAAGGAGGAUAGUGAUGGUGCGUGGGAUACGGGUUCAUAUACUCUGCUUGGUGAGGAUGGGACAAAAGAGAUAUGGAGUAGCAAUUCCUGCUGCCAAAGUGAAAAGGUACAGUGCUCUUUGGAAACUUUACAGGCGCGGGGAGCCUGGAAUGCCGUGAGUCACUGGAGUCGCUAUGAGGCGUUGCUCGAAGCCAUGACAAAUUCGACAGCUUUCUGUGUUACAAUUGCGAGCACAUCUGAUGAAGUGCUUGCCUCACUUCCCCAACCAUACGGGCUACAGGUGCUGGUGGUGCUCACUGGUGGAGCACAAAGUCAAUCAUCAUCAAGCGAUGACUGGUUUGACCUCAUGAUGAUGAUUGCCAGGGGACAGAGGCGACGCGGACGCGAUGCCGAACUAGUCUUUCGCAUGAUGGAUGGCUUCGGUUGCAUUUUGCAACCACGCCGCGAAGCAGAGAAGGGACGCCAGUGGCUUCUAGUCUCCGUACAAAGUGAUCCAGCUGCUGUGAACGAGUGGGUGGUAGAAGCCCUCCGUGUUCAUAAUAAGCUCGCUCAAAGAACGCAGCCCUCUCGUAAACCUGGGUCAGAGGAUUCCAGCUCACCCUCCAUCAAUAAUGAUGAACUGGAAUCUUCACAUCCACCGGUAUUACGUUCAGUCCUUGAUUUUGCGUGUCUUUUUGAGAGCCUGUUACCGGCGCUGCGUCCUUGGCUUGCUGAAGGUGCCAUGUGUUACUACGGGGAUGUGCAGCCGGCUCUGUGCCCCUUUAUCGAUGAGUGUGGGGUGAUUCAACCCACGUGCUGGUUCCACUGCUUGCUGCAGGGAGUAGUGCGGUCUGUGCUGUUGUCCCUACCAGGUGCCGAUGUAUGGAUGACAGCAAGAACAAUGAUGCCUGAACAGUCGAGUGUCAUGCCGCCCACAGUGCGUAGACGGCUGGCAUGCACAACGCUUCGCAGGCAUAUACCAUUUUGUGCGGUGUGGCAGCCGCGUGCCAAUGCGGUGAAGACAGUCUUGUGCAAUGCGCAUGUUCUUCACUACGCAAAUCUCCUCAAUGGUGUGAUGAUGGAUAGAAGUGAACUCGCAGUUGCCGAGACACUUGUUCCCCACUUACGGGGUAAGUUUGUGCUACUGGAAGAAGACGGCGCAUUGGUGGUGGGACCACCAUUAUUUAACACGAGCACUGUAGAAGGACCAACGGCUCCCACGGAAAGUUCAGAGACGACAAGUGUGCUGGCAUUUCAGGUCUUGAGUACGGCACUCCGACGUUCCUGGGCAACUGUGGGCCUCGUGCUGUCAACGAGGACGCUGUUUGACGAAGAUGCGUUUAUGGACACAGUGUUUCGCUGGUCAUAUGCCCUACCGCGUGCCAUUGUCCUCUUUUUCACAGAGUGUGAGAGUAGUGAGGCAUCGCUGCGUCUUUCUGCCGGGUUUGUGGAGGCGUUCGCAUCAGCCUAUGACUUGCGGAGCGCAUUGGCCGCAUGA